AUGCGUGUGGAACCGAUCACCUCAAACGAACUACUUGGCCUCCUUCUUCAAGAAGAACAGAGAAUUCAUGACUCAUGCACUGAUUCUCUACUGCCAUCAGCUAAUUUUGCAGCCAAAAAUGUCUCAGACUACUCGCAUAUCCUCUCCCCCUAUCAGACAACAAUCGGUGAUCAUCCACGAUUAGUUUGUCAAAUUUGCACCAAGCCUUAUCACGAGGCUCGCAACUGCCAUCAACGACUCAAUCUCACCGCCUUUCCAGCAACAAAUCGUAAAGCAGCUGAUCGUCAUCGCCAAUCUCAAUCCUCAGCCAAACAAGCAUUUACAGCGUACACCACAAGUCCAUCCGCCCUGACUGAUCCGUGGGUGGUUGACUCGGGUGCUACACAUCAUGUGACCGCUGAUUUUGAAAAUCUCAACCUUCAAUCAGAGUACAAGGGUGCCGACAAUCUUACUGUUGGGAAUGGGAACAUCUAUAGAGAAUCAAAUUUGGGCUUGACAGAUUCAACACCCAUACACAUCAGCUUGUCAUCUCUUUGUUGCAACAUCAUUAGCGCUAAUUCAACAAACAAUAUUUCAUCAUCAUAAUCAU
Messenger RNA from Lactuca virosa, 589 nucleotides. NCBI's taxonomy places the organism in Eukaryota, Viridiplantae, Streptophyta, Magnoliopsida, Asterales, Asteraceae. The record is from the annotation of a GenBank genome assembly.